Patella vulgata (common limpet) is the source of this 3967-nucleotide messenger RNA. Its product is annotated as cell surface glycoprotein 1. NCBI's taxonomy places the organism in Eukaryota, Metazoa, Mollusca, Gastropoda, Patellidae. The transcript has 5 exons. Bases 533 to 3229 code for a protein of 898 amino acids. The record is from RefSeq and is a predicted model, not a curated record.
UCAGUAGACUCUAUUUAUUUACGUAAAUAUCAAUUAGUGAAAAAAAAUCAACAACAAACCAACAAUUUAUCAACAUGGAUCAAUUUUAGACGAGAAAUCAACUGCAGGUCUAUUUGAAUCCAACGAAACAAAACUCGAUAAAGCUGAAAGGAGUUAAUUUGGACAGGAUACCCGCGGCUUAUUUCCAUAUUAAUUGAUGACUUGUGGCCACCCAUGGUAAACAAUCGGAUCCGCACCUUUAUUAAUCGACAUGUAACAAAACAACAAAUAUUAGAUGGUGGUAUUACAGUAUAUACAUUGUUACAGUCAUAUAAUUUUUGUAUAUUUCUCCUGGCAGCUCAGGAUAUCGGACCGACCUUUUGUAAAAAGGAACUUCAAGAAUAUUCUAAAUGUUGACUGGGCUCUACUGGUGAUUUAUUCCUUAAUAUAAUGGAUAAUGACGUCACAUAAACACAUAUUAUAACUAUUUUGUCUAAACUGACUAAAAGUCAAGAAUUAUAAAAAUAGAAACUUCUUUAUUCUACCAUUCAAGAUGUCUCCGCUACGAAUUAUUUAUUUAAUGAUCCUGUUUAAUGGAUUGUUUUGUGUGUCUAAUCAAUCUACUACCACAAGUGAACCAUUAUCAGAACCAGAAACCACAAGUGAGCCGGCGUCAGAACCGGAAACAACCAACGAACCGGCGUCAGAUCCAGAAACAUCAGGUGAACCCACAUCAGAACCAGAAAUAAACAAUGAACCUACACCAGAACUGGAAACAACAGGCGAGCCAGAACCAGAAACAACAAGUGAGCCUGUGUCAGAACCAGAAACAACGAAUGACCUGGCAUCAGAACCGGAAACAACAGGAGAGCCAGCAUCAGAACCAGAAACAACAGGAGAGCCAGUAGCAGAACCAGAAACUACAGGAGAACCAACAUCAGAACCAAAAACAUCAGGAGAGCCAACCUCAGAACCAAAAACAGGAGAGCCAGCAUCAGAACCAGAAACAACAGGAGAAUCAGUAUCAGAACCGGAAACUACAGGAGAACCAACAUCAGAACCAGAAACAGCCAGUGAACCAACAUCAGAACCAGAAACAACAGGAGAACCAGCAUCAGAACCAGAAACAACAGGAGAGUCCACCGCAGAACCAGAAACAACAGGGGAGCCAGGGUCAGAACCAGAAACAGCAAGCGAACCAGCAUCAGAACCGGAUACAACAGAAACAUCAGGUGAACCCACAUCAGAACCAGAAAUAAACAAUGAACCUACACCAGAACUGGAAACAACAGGCGAGCCAGAACCAGAAACAACAAGUGAGCCUGUGUCAGAACCAGAAACAACGAAUGACCUGGCAUCAGAACCGGAAACAACAGGAGAGCCAGCAUCAGAACCAGAAACAACAGGAGAGCCAGUAGCAGAACCAGAAACUACAGGAGAACCAACAUCAGAACCAAAAACAUCAGGAGAGCCAACCUCAGAACCAAAAACAGGAGAGCCAGCAUCAGAACCAGAAACAACAGGAGAAUCAGUAUCAGAACCGGAAACUACAGGAGAACCAACAUCAGAACCAGAAACAGCCAGUGAACCAACAUCAGAACCAGAAACAACAGGAGAACCAGCAUCAGAACCAGAAACAACAGGAGAGUCCACCGCAGAACCAGAAACAACAGGGGAGCCAGGGUCAGAACCAGAAACAGCAAGCGAACCAGCAUCAGAACCGGAUACAACAGGUGAACCUGUAUCUGAACCAGAAACAACAGGCGAACCGACAUCAGAACCAGAAGCAACCAAUGAACCGGCAUCAGAACCAGAAACAACCAAUGAGCCAGCGUCAGAACCGGAAAGUACGUCGGAGCCUGAAACGAUGUCAGAACCAGAAAGUUCACCCGAACCAGGAACUGUACCAGAAAACAAUUCAACAUAUCCCGAACCAGAAGUUCCUGAACCCGAAGUUUCUUCAGAACCCGAGAAAAUAGCUCAAGCAGAAGUAAGACCAUCAGCUACAGAGAUAAUUGUUCCACCAUUUAUGCUUAUGGUGGUUAUUUUAUGUGGUUUAUUUGCCUUAUUACUCAGAUCUAAGUACACAGCAAUACAAAAAUCUACGCUGACUUUCAGUAAAACCUUUAUACGAAAUGUUAUUUCAAAUAGAAGCCGAUUUAACUCCACCAACAAGGCUACCCCGAUACAGAUGAUUAACAUCGACAAUAAUAAUCUGGAGGACAAAGACCACUGUGAUUCGAGUGGGGACUCGUUUUUCACAGCUUUUGAUUUGGAAGUCAUGGAAAGCCUGAAAAAUUCGUAUAAUCGACCCAAAGAAUUAUUCCGAAUUGCCUUGCCAGCUUUACUGUCUCUUGCUUUGUGUCCUCUAACCCUCUAUAUGUAUGUUCCAGUAACGGAGUUCCUGUGGCCCAGCAACGAGCAUGCAAGUAAACCCGAUAUAAACGACGCCAUAGCCUGUUUUCUGGCCCCAGCUGGAUUAGUUUACGCCACUUCUUUCGGAUUCGCUUUUCAAUCUGCAAUCAGCAAGCAACACGAAAUCCUCAUGAAAAUGACAUCAGAAAUAAGUAUGAUUGACCAGAUAGCCACAUUUACGGCCAAAUUACGUUUGCCAACCCAGAUAUUAAGAAUGGAUGUAUACCGUGCCAUCAAAACUGAAGCAAUAUUCAUGAUAUUACAAAUCUUAGAUCGAGAUAUUUAUUCCUACAAAAAUCAAGCUCCGGAUGAUCUUAAAGUCCGGAUUUGGUCAGUGUUUGAUACUCUUCGAUCAGUAAAUACGAGUAAAGAUAACUAUGUUGAUAGAUGUCUGUCUGAGAAAAUCAUGGCACAUAUCAUGGCAUUAAAUAGUAUAUGUUCUGAUAGAAUGGGUGUUUUACAUGCCAGAAUACAUCCAGUCAAGUGGAUGUUUUUAGAGACGCUUGGCUUUUUCUCAUUUAUUGGUAUACUGCUGUUGAAUGCCUUCUCCUAUAGAAUGGAAUUACUCAUGUGUAUAAUCACCGUGUUCUCUAUUAGCAUGCUGUGUUUUGUUGUAUCUGAUCUCGAUUCACCCUUCAGUGGUUUCUUUCGGGUAGACCUGUCAGUAAUGCACGACGUCAUAGAACGUUUAGCAGCUAUGCACGAGCUGGCUAAAACGGGUGAAAAUGGAUUGAUCUUUUAUCCGGAGCGAUCGAACGGUAAACACGCGUGCCCAGACACCAGACCCACUACAGCUGAAGUGAAGACAGAUAGAUAUAUAAAAGAUUGCUGGUGAUUGUUUCAAUUAGUUUUAACACAAAUAAAUUAAAUAUGUAAUUUAUUUAUAAACAGAAGGAUGUAUUAAUAACAGAACUAGCAUUUCGGCAAAAAUGAGUGUAUGUCUGUUGAAUAUUAAUUAAAGAUACGUCUUUAAUUGCGGGACCAAUUUCAAGUCUAGUGGCCGCCUUAAAAAAUGUUAUAUAAAUUGUUAUUAAAAUAUUUAUUAACACGACAAGCCUAUAAUCAACCCUCUGGGCCAUCGGAUGGCUCCGAUUUUAAGUAGAUUUAAAGAUACAUUAUGGGAGAUUCGAUAACGAGUUGCCAGUUCUCACUAUAAUAGUUACAAACUAGAUAAUGAGGUAAUUUGCUGAAAAUUUCAUCACAAUUGAUCCACUAUGAACGAAAACUAAGCGAUUGAAAUUUCCGCCUAGCCUCGAUCAUCGUUUCUAAAGUCAGUACGAUAAAAAGCAUAGUCUCGAUUAUCCAUUUAAUCGUUAAAUCGUGAUGGAAAGUUAUGCAGUAAAUCGGCUCAUAAUCCACCAAGGAUCGCAGGCUAGCGAUGCCAUCUAGAGUUGAUUAUGGUCUGGAUAGCUUAAUUAAUGUCUAAUUAAUAAUUUAGAUAACAUUUCAGGCCUAAACAAAACCCUGCAAUAGACAUAUUUAGCUCUUGCAUAAUGUAUGUUUAAAUAGAUAGAAUAAAUAAUCGAGACUUAGUCCUGAUUGUCAAGUACUGUUUCUACGAUAAUAAACUAAU